CUCUGCUGCCGACAACCCGUUUUACCAUGGCCGACUGCCUGACGCGCCACUGGACCGUGACGCAGCCGAUCAAGUCGCCCGCGCAGCUCGAGGCCGAGCAGUACCUCUUCUGCCUUCCCUGGUUCAACGACCAGUACUUUGUGUGGCGCGCGAUUCGCUUCAACCGCUGGUAUCUCUUUGCGGCGUCGUUCCUCUGUCAGUUUUGCUGCGGCUCGGUGUACGCGUGGUCCAUCUACAACACGCCCAUGGACACGUACCUUUUUGGCAAUGGCGCCGACGGCCGGUCGCCCUACACGUUUUACAUUGCGAUCGGGACGCUCGGGAGCACGGCCGCGGUCUUAGGGCCGUGGCUCGAGCGCCAUGGGCCGCGCCGGGGAAUGUUUCUCGGUGCGACCAUGUUCUUUCUUGGCCACCUCACGACGGCCGUCGCGCUCUACUACAAGUCGAUCGUUGGUGUCUACGUUGGCUACGGCCUCAUCGGUGGCUUUGGUAUUGGCAUCAACUACAUCUCGCCCGUCUCGGCGCUUCAGAAAUGGUUUCCGGACAUGCGCGGGACGGCGGCCGGGUUUGCGGUUGCUGGGUUUGGCGCCGGCUCGACGGUCUGGGGCAAGGUGUACCUCCCGGCGGCCAAGCUCUUUGGUCUUCCCGGCAACUUUGUCGUGCUGGGUGCGAUCAUGGCGGCGAUCAUGUACGGCUGCACAAUCGUGAUGCGGACACCGCCACCGGGAUUCGAAGUCGCCGGCAUCAACGUCCACGGUCUCCGCCAAGACGACGGUAUCGCGCCGUAUGCCAAGUCUGAAGACGCCGCGGCCAGGGAUGUCCAGGUGCAAACGCAGUAUGCGCACGUCAAGGCCAUGCAGCUUCGCGACUGUCUGCUCAACAUCGACUAUGGCUUCAUGUACGUCAUGCUCUUUGGUAACAUUGUCUUUGGCCUCGUGCUCCUCGGGCGACUCUCGACGAUGGCAACCGGUCUCUUUGGCCAAACCGCCAAUGAAGGCACGAACGUGGUCGCGAUCAACGGCGUCUUCAACUGCGUCGGCCGGCUCUUCUGGCCGCUUGUCUCGGACGUGCUCGUGCGCGGCUUCAAGCUCAACCCGCCGUUCGCGCGCAAACUGGUCUUUCUCAUGACGCUCGGCUUGCAGCUCGUGCUCAUCUACUCGAUGGAGCUCGUCAUUCGGACGAAAAAUUACGACGCUUUUCGCGCCCAGAUCUGGCUGCUCACGCUGUGUCUCGGCGGCGGCUUUGGCACGAUUCCUGCCUUCCUCACCGACAUGUUUGGCGCCUACAACAUUGGCGCGGUCCACGGCGUCAUCCUGACCGCGUGGUCGCUUGCGGGGGUCGUCGGUGGCCUCGGGUUCACGUUCUACUACAACACGCUCACGCACGCAAGCCCGCCCGUGUCGGUCCAAGACGCGUACCUGCGCAACAUCCACUGGAUCGUACUGAUUACGCUGGCUGGGUUUCUCGCUACGUUUUGUGUGCGCUCGCGCGGCGAAGACCGGUUCGCCGCCGACUGCAAGUAUCAAUACAGUGUCUGCGGCAAACCCGUGAUCCGGAUUGGCCGGCAGGCUCGUCACGAAAACACACCCGAGGCCUCGGCGGUCGUCGCCUAGUUUUGAUGGCUCUAUAACACAAUUACGAUAAAGGUACUGUACCUGCGAUUCGAUGCCAGAGUAGUCGUUAAGUAGAGUAGUAGGAAUGUACGUGCCCUUGUCUG
This is a messenger RNA of Saprolegnia diclina VS20, 1717 nucleotides long. RefSeq lists its product as hypothetical. The record is from RefSeq and is a predicted model, not a curated record. NCBI's taxonomy places the organism in Eukaryota, Oomycota, Saprolegniomycetes, Saprolegniales, Saprolegniaceae. Gene Ontology annotation, biological process: transmembrane transport. Gene Ontology annotation, molecular function: transmembrane transporter activity. The coding region runs from base 27 to 1613 and encodes 528 amino acids. The transcript has a single exon.